This is a messenger RNA of Camellia sinensis, 1052 nucleotides long. NCBI's taxonomy places the organism in Eukaryota, Viridiplantae, Streptophyta, Magnoliopsida, Ericales, Theaceae. The record is from RefSeq and is a predicted model, not a curated record.
UGGUUGUUCUUGUGAUAUUUUUAUCUUUGUUUGUUAGCUUCUUUAUAUUUCUUCAACGGUGUCAUGUUUCAAAACAGAAGACCUCUAGCACGUCCCAAAUCAUGCAUCAAUUUUUGAGGGUUUCUUAUGCAGAGCUUCUCAAAGCCACCAAUGGAUUCUCAGAGGCUAAUCUAAUUGGUGUUGGGAGCUAUGCUUCAGUUUACAAAGGGAUUCUUGAUAAAGUUCAGAUGGUUGUGGCAGUGAAAGUGCUCAAUCUUCAGACCACAGGAGCUUCUAAGAGCUUCAUGUUAGAAUGCAAGGCACUAAGGGCCAUGAGGCACCGAAAUCUAUUAAAAAUUUUGAGCAUUUGUUCCAGUGUGGAUUUCAAUGGUGAUGAAUUCAAAGCUUUUGUAUAUGAAUUUAUGGCCAAUGGAAACUUGGAUAAAUGGUUGCAUCAAGUUGGAGUGGGAGACCAUGAGCAGCCAGAAAAACACCGAAAUCUUAAACUAAUUCAGAGAUUGGACAUUUCCAUUGAUGUCGCUUCUGCACUUGACUAUCUUCAUUGUGGUUGUGAGUCUACAAUUAUUCAUGGUGAUCUAAAGCCGAGUAAUGUUCUUCUGGAUGAUGAGAUGACAGCCCAUAUUGGAGAUUUCGGGUUAGUGAAAAUUAUUUCUACCGUUUCGAAGUAUGGCAUGGGUGACAUGGCUUCCACACUAGGAGAUGUAUACAGCUUUGGGAUUCUUUUAUUGGAGAUGUUUACAGGUAAGAAACCAACUGAUGAUAUGUUUAAAGAUCAUUUAAAUCUGUAUAUCUUCGUUAAGAAUGCUUUGCCUGAACGAGUGAUGGAGAUUGUGGAUCCCUACAACCUAUUGGAGCAUAAAACAACAAGGUGGAUUAAAGACUGCAUGGUUUCCAUUCUAAGAAUUGGGGUUGCAUGUUCAAUGGAAUCACCAAGAGAUCGAGUGGAAAUGGGGAGUGUUGUUAGUGAAUUGCAUGACAUCAAAAAUACUUUCUUGAAUGAAGGGUUGAACCAAGACUGGAAAGUAGGAAGAGAUUUUGCAACAUGAAAACCU